Messenger RNA from Artibeus jamaicensis (Jamaican fruit-eating bat), 1843 nucleotides. RefSeq names its product RGP1 homolog, RAB6A GEF complex partner 1 (gene RGP1). Lineage: Eukaryota; Metazoa; Chordata; Mammalia; Chiroptera; Phyllostomidae. The record is from RefSeq and is a predicted model, not a curated record. The transcript has 9 exons. Gene Ontology annotation, cellular component: Ric1-Rgp1 guanyl-nucleotide exchange factor complex; Golgi membrane. Gene Ontology annotation, biological process: retrograde transport, endosome to Golgi. Bases 117 to 1292 code for a protein of 391 amino acids.
UCCCGCCUCUGCUGGGGGCGCCGCGAGCACUGGCCGGUCCGCGGGGCGGACAGGUGGGGCCCCGGCGGGCGGAGACCCUCAGUCUCCACCUUGCGAGGUCCGGCUCCGGAGCUGCCAUGAUUGAAGUGGUAGCAGAGCUGAGCCGAGGUCCCGUGUUUAUGGCGGGGGAGGCGCUGGAGUGUGUGGUGACUGUCACCAACCCCCUGCCCCCCACGGCCACCUCUGCAUCCAGUGAGGCUCUGGCCUGGGCCAGUGCCCAAAUCCACUGCCAGUUCCAUGCCAGCGAGACUCGAGUAGCGCUGCCUCCCCCAGACUCCAAUCAGCCAGAUGUUCAGCCUGAGAGCCAGACUGUCUUUCUCCCACACCGAGGUGAGAGGGGUCAGUGUAUCCUUUCCACUCCACCGAAAAUCCUAUUCUGUGACCUGAGGCUAGACCCUGGAGAGUCCAAAUCAUACUCCUACAGCGAAGUGCUGCCCAUAGAGGGACCGCCCUCCUUUCGAGGUCAGUCAGUCAAGUAUGUCUACAAACUGACCAUUGGCUGCCAGCGUGUCAACUCGCCCAUCACUUUACUCAGGGUCCCUCUGAGGGUUCUUGUGUUGACUGGCCUUCAAGAUGUCCGGUUUCCCCAGGAUGAGGCUGUAGCCCCAUCCAGUCCAUUCUUGGAGGAGGACGAAGGUGGGAAGAAGGAUUCGUGGCUAGCUGAGCUGGCCGGGGAGCGCCUCAUGGCUGCCACAUCCUGCCGCAGCCUCCAUCUGUACAAUAUCAGUGACGGCCGAGGAAAAGUUGGGACAUUUGGCAUCUUCAAAUCCGUAUACAGACUUGGCGAGGACGUGGUGGGGACCUUAAACUUAGGGGAAGGAACUGUAGCUUGUUUGCAGUUUUCAGUGAGCUUACAGACUGAGGAGCGUGUACAGCCUGAGUACCAGCGGCGCCGAGGGGCAGGGGGCGCCCCCUCGGUGUCCCACGUGACUCACGCCCGACACCAGGAGUCCUGCCUACACACAACCAGAACCAGCUUCUCCCUCCCCAUCCCUCUCAGCUCCACCCCAGGCUUCUGCACAGCCAUUGUGUCCCUAAAGUGGCGGUUGCAUUUUGAAUUUGUAACAUCCCGAGAACCAGGUUUGGUGCUCCUGCCUCCUAUGGAACAGCCCGAACCUGUCACCUGGACAGGACCUGAGCAAGUGCCUGUAGACACCUUCAGCUGGGACCUCCCUAUCAAGGUGCUGCCUACAAGCCCGACGCUGGCCUCAUACGCAGCCCCAGGCCCCAGCACCAGCACCAUAACCAUCUGAAGCGGGCUCACCGCAGCACUACUUUUUUCAGGACACUGAGGACUCAGCGCCUGCGCUCUACUAGGGCCCAGUUUGUUUCCACCUGGGGCCCAGUGGCACGGACAAUGAGGAGCAGGCUUUUAGCUAUAGCAUUAAUUUAUUUAUUCAGAAUAAAUUGGCAGCUGCUAGUGGUUUCCCUGGAAGUGGCGGCAGCAGUGGCAGUCAGCAGAAGGGUGAUCCGUUAAGUUUAGCUGGAGUGGGGAGCAGGAGCCCCAGGAACAGGGGUGUUAGCUGAGCCCCACUCUGGGUCAGGCCCUCCCCCUUUGCAGGGCAGCCGAGGGUCAGAUUUUUGCACCAGGGAGAAUUGGCAGGUUCCUGCCUCCCGUUGCACCUCACACUCAGCAGGGAAGUCGAUGGGAUGCUGGGACCUGGGGAACCAAAGGAUGGGGAAGGAGUCAGCACGGCGAAGGGCCAUCUUUACCCCGCCACACACAUUCCCUCCUUCCCGGCAUUCCUCCCAUAUCUCUGUCAGUGCUCCCUUGGUUCUCCUAAGUAAAUUCUCACCUACCACA